Molecule: messenger RNA, 567 nt
Organism: Oncorhynchus masou masou (cherry salmon)
Lineage: Eukaryota; Metazoa; Chordata; Actinopteri; Salmoniformes; Salmonidae
Product: zgc:174895
Exons: 6
Coding region: 1-567 (188 amino acids)
Molecular function (GO): adenine phosphoribosyltransferase activity
Source: RefSeq, a predicted model, not a curated record
AUGGACGCUUUGGCUGUUCCAACAGACAGGGGGAAAGGCUGGUACCUUUUCCUAAUGGCACCAAACACCAAAGGACCAACUUUUGCCUGGUUGGACCAAUCAAGACUCUACUGUAAUUCCCAGGUACUAGCCAGAUGCAUGAUACAUUUUUUACAUCAAUUUCCAUCAAUUUCCAUUAUUAAAGUGGCUGGAGUUGAGUCAAUGUCAUUUUUAUCUUGGUUUUUUUCAGGAUCGGCUGUGGCCACCACCCUUGGAAAGGGCUUUCUGGCUAUCUGCAAAGCAGGACACCUGAGCAUACAAACCCAGAGCCAAGAGUACAGUGACUACUCAGACAGAGAGAAGAUGGUGGAGGUUCGCCUGGAUGUGUUAAGGCCAGGGCUACAGGUGCUGAUAUUGGACCAGUGGAUAGAGACCAGAGGAACCACGAAGGCUGCUAUCAAACUGGUGGAGCGGCAGGGAGCGACUGUUGUAGGUGUUGCUGCUGUGGCCAUUGAGAAGAGCGAGGAAGUGACCAGUCCCAUGACUGCCACGGUAAGCACGGGGAGUUGGCUCAGGUCUCCAACCUGA